CGACAAUAACGAAGACGAAGUGCCAAGAAGCGGAAGCCAUUGUUAUCGUGUCAGCCAGGCCUGCUACAACCGCCUUUCUUUCCCAGCGAGAUGGAUCCCUACUACGCUCCCACUGGGUUCCCGAAUCCCACGGCAGGACUGCCCCCAAUAGAGAAUGCCCCCUACGCUCCCACUGGGUUCCCGAAUCCCACGACAGGACCGACCCCAAUAGAGAUAACGGGUGAUGGAACCGACUACGACGACGAGGUGCUAAGUGGCGGCAGCGUUCGCAGUGGCCAAGGAGACGUCGUCACUCAGGUCGUCUACAGAGUGAACACACCGUCGACCCCAACCGCAACGGGUGGUGGAAACGGCUACGACGACGAAGUGCUAAGUGGUGGCAGCGGCGGCAGUGGUCAAGGAGACGUCGUCACUGAGGUCAUCUACACAGCGAAGACACCGUCGACCACAACCGUUGACGGCCGAUCAUUGGCGGUGUGCACCGUGGUGGAUGGUCCAGAACCUUUGUACUUCCCGGACGACGGCCUCUGCGACUUCGUGUUUUUCGACUCGCUGGGAGUGUCUCCCGAAAACAACGAUUUCGCGGUCGAGCGACAGAGUUCCGCCGUGCAUAGCUUCGUCAAACAGGGACAAGCUGGCCAACGAACACGAUACGGCAUGUCCGUGUCCUUCAGCGAUGCUCACAACUUCAGUGAUGCCUUCCGCACACCCAAGGGUAAGGCGGAUUACGAGAGCUACUGGACAUACAGCGUCUACGACUGGGGCUUUCUCUCCAUCGACGAGCUCCAGGUCGAAGCGAGGCCGUCCGCCGAUAUCAUCUUAGCGUUGACCACCCUCAAGGAGAUGCAAGAAUACGCAGUGUCAAAGAAUGUCCAGCGGCCCUGCACGUUUUUGGGAAUCUACCCGAGGCAGGAGCGAGUCUGCGCCGAAGUUUCGGAUUAUAUCAAGAACAUCUUCACUCCGACUGGUGUUGUUGUCUUGGGGCACCUGUCUUACAGCGACAACACCAGGUCCGAUUGCGUCAUCAUGCCACCUGUGAACUUUGUCGACCCACGCGCUCAGAAACCCGGCAUCGGCUACGGUCACCGCAUGCGCGACGCCAUGAAGGCUGUGGCCUGCCUCUGGAAACACAACGUCCGCACCAGUAUGUUCCUGUCCGUCACCAUGCAAGCGCGUCGGUACAAGCUUAAAAGCGGCAGCCAGGGACAGCCGCAGUUCUACAGCGACUGCGAAACCGACGCCUACGAACAACGCAUCACGGCUCAAGAGAUGUGCGACAACCCGAAUUCUGGGUACAUUACGAACAUAAACCACGACGACAAGUUCCAGUCCGCGAUCGCUUACGACCAUGCUGGUGGUUUCGCCGUAACGUUUGAGGACCGACUGUCCUUACGUGAGAAGAUCUGCCACACCUGGACUCCCGAAGCUAGGGAUAUUAGAUUGAGCCUGGCCGUGUACGACGUCAACUACGACCGAAGGUCCUCAAUGUGCCACUCCAGGUGGAUAAGCGGUCGUUGGACUCGGUUGCGCUUCCUGCUGAUGAUACGCUAUUUCUUCGAACGGGACCGCCCCGUGACCAACAUAUACGAUGCAUGCAGCCGCAUCGCGUGAUUUGCGGUAUGGGCGGCGAGAUGGAAAUAAAGGAUCGAAAAGGUCUCAAGGUAAAGAUCUUAUACCUAAAUAAAUCUUAAAUCAUAAAUAAAGGAUCGAAAAGGUAAAUAUCUUAGGUACCGACCUAAGAAAGGUACGUGGGCAGUACGAUUGCAAAGAUAUGCGCGAAUAAUGCUAUGACACGUUUUCGUGACAUUGUUUUUUCGCGAGCGACAACCUGUGACCGUUUUCUUUAUAAAAGUU
Messenger RNA from Dermacentor albipictus, 1854 nucleotides. RefSeq lists its product as uncharacterized. NCBI's taxonomy places the organism in Eukaryota, Metazoa, Arthropoda, Arachnida, Ixodida, Ixodidae. The record is from RefSeq and is a predicted model, not a curated record.